Molecule: messenger RNA, 1092 nt
Organism: Cydia splendana
Lineage: Eukaryota; Metazoa; Arthropoda; Insecta; Lepidoptera; Tortricidae
Exons: 2
Coding region: 1-1092 (363 amino acids)
Source: RefSeq, a predicted model, not a curated record
AUGGCGGCCGAAGAUAUCAAAAAAUUAAUUGCAGCCAGAGGCCAAUGUAAGGCUUCUAUGACGAGAAUGGAGAGGUUUCUCCAACAAGAGCCUCAAUUAUUUACUGUGGAGAGCUUGAAUACUAGAAAAGCGUCAAUGAACACCGUUUUCCAAAAGUAUCAAGACGUAUGCGUGCAAUUAUCAGUAUUAGAGCCAGAACAUCACAAAGACGACUUGGACGACGACACAGAAGAUCGAUUUUACAGCAUUAUGACCGCUUUAGAGUGCGCGUUAAAUGUAAUAGAAAAAACAGCCCAACAAAAUACACAGACAGCAGAGGGCACUGGAAAAGCAGCGCGCUUGCCUUCGCUUGAUAUACCUGUCUUCGACGGGCGGGACGUCGCGCUCUACAAAUCAUUUAUCGAGAUGUUUGAGGCUGUAGUACAUCGCGACGCGCGAAUACCUGUCGUCCAGAAGCUGUGCUUUCUGAAAAAGUACUUAAAGGGCGAGCCGCUACAGCUUAUCGACAAUUUACCCAUAAUUGGAGCAUCAUAUGACUCUGCACUAGAACUACUCAAGAAACGGUAUGACAACCCAGCAUUAAUCAUCAGCAGCCACGUCAAUACACUCCUGGACAUACCAGCGUUGCACCGAGGCACUGCUCUACAGCUGCGAGACAUGGUGGCCAAGGUCCGGCAACAUCUCACCGCGCUACAAAACCUUGAGCAGCCAGUCACAUCAUGGGACGCCAUCCUAGCCUGCAUCUUGUUAAGAAAGUUAGAUUCCUUCACCGUGAGAUUGUAUCACUCCGAGAGGGACAACAGCGAGCAACACACUGUGAGUAGCUUACUUAAUUUUUUAGAAAAAAGAGCUGCGGUGUUGGAGGCGAGUCCAGCUGGUAGUGAAAGCUCGGUUCAGGAUUAUAAGAUUGAUGUUGACUGCGCUAUUGUACCCAAAAUAACUUCAGCACAGCCACAGCAAGCCAUAGACUUGGCCAAGCUGAUUUUGCCCAACGCUAUUACCUUAGCUGAUGAUGAAUUUAAUGUUCCAGGCGAAGUUUCCCUCCUUCUGGCUGAAAGGUUGAGGCAGGCCCUGAGGAUCCAGUGCUGCUGA